AUGAACAGUGACAAAAUUCAAACUCAACUUAUGCCAAAAGAAUGGGGUAAUUAUUUUUUAAUUAAAUUUUUAUUUAGAUAUCAAUUUUUAUCAAAUUUUUUAAUUGUUUUUUUAUUGAUUUAUUAAGUUAAGUGGAAGCCAUCUAUAUUAAAAAAUGAUGGUAAAUUGUAUAAAAUAGAAUAUAUUGUAGAAGAAAAAGAUGAAAAAAAAAUUGAAAUUGAAGAAGUCACAAAAAUAGAGGAAACAGAUGCAUCCUUCAAAAUAUAUUUUUCUGUAAAUCAAAAGAACAUUUUGAAUAGUGGUAAUUAUUUUAUACAUAAAUGUUAAUAUAAAUAUAUUAAUGAAACAUUUAUUUAAAUAAAGGUGGCAGUAUUAUCAUUAAAAAGGGUACUUUUCCUGUUAAUGCCAAGGUAACACAAAUAAAUGCUUGUAGUGAUGGUUCAACGGAAAACCUGGAAAAUAAAAGUAUUCAUCGUGCUAAAAGUACAAAAAAACUCCAUUCUGAACCCAAGUAAUAACAAAUCCAAUUUACACCAUUUGUUAUAAUUGACAAUUAUUAUUAUUUGAUAUAAUUGAUGUUACCAUUUUCAUGAUUUACAUUUAACCAUGAGUUUAAUAAAAAAAAAAGUAGAAUAAAAAAUGUUUGAAAGCACUGUUCAUCAAAUUUUAUGAUUCAUACUUUUGAAGUUAAAUAUACAAUCUACUGUUAAUUUUAUAAAAUCCAUACUAUCUCUCAUAGAAAUAAAAAAUAAUUUGUGUAUUAAAAUCCAUAUCAAAUGAAUUUUAAUGGCAUAAUUAUAUUUCUACACAAAUAGCAUUUUUGCUAAUUUUAAACCUCUAUGAUGCAAUUUUAAUAAAUUGCACUAAUCUUUUAUUUGAUUUCUAGUUCUGACUACAAAAGAAAAUUAAGAAGUAAUUCAACUAAAUUCCCUCAGAAUGAACAAAUAACAAAGGAACCUGAGCCAAAACUACAAAUUGUGAAUAAUCAAAAUAUUCCAGCUCAAAGAUUAGGUCAUUUAUUUUGUUAUUGUAUAGAAAAUUAUAAUUAUUGUUGUUAUUUAACAUUUAAUGACUUAUAUUACCCCAUAUUUCAUAAAAUCUCUACUUCCAACUUGUAACAAUGGCCUUCCCACUGUGCAAAUUGUGUCCUGUAUUUUACUCUUAUUGAAAAGAAUAUUUAUUUAUACAUUUUAAAACCAAAAAUGAACCAAAAAUUCAAACUGAUCUAAUGACAAUAAAACAGAACACCUAAUAUUUAUCAUUGCAUUUCUAAAUUUUAUAAAAUAUGAUUUUUUAAUUAGGUGAUGAAAUUACAAAAAACAUUCCUGGUAAUAUUUCUGGUGCUCAAGAAGUAUCAGUGGAAGAUCAUAGAGAAGAAACAGCUAUUAAAGUGUAAGACAUUAUUAAUUGCUUAUGUUUACCUAAAAUCAGAUAAAUAUAAUUGCAUUAGAACCUCAAUAUUNAAACUACCAAAUGCUUUAAUAUUAAAGGGUAAAAAAAUUAAAUCAAUUUUUACAACUUUAAGUUUUAAUAAUUCAUUAAAAAGAUAAUUCCUCCUUUUAAUAUUAUCGGUAAUAAUAAUUGUAAUUAUGUUUAAUUUUAAAAAAAUACAUAAAAUAUUUUGACCAGAUGUUAGAAUACAUUUUAAAUAUAGUUUAACCUAUUUCAUUUUGGUGUGUGUGUAUUAUGGAAUUGUUUUCUUUUUAUUUAUGGUCUUACAGAUCUGCAAUAUUAGUUUUUGUCAAAAUUGUUAUACAGCAAGAAAAUUGGAAUGUGUAAACUUGUACACAGUUCUUAGGUAGCUUUUUCCAACAAACAUAAUACUAUUUUUUUUUUUUACUUUAAAAAAAACAUUAUUAUCAUGUAUAGAUUGCCCAUUUUAUUUUUAGUCAAAUUAUUUUAUUAAUGGUAAAUAUUGAAUUAACAUUAAAUUCUUAUACAUUAAAUUGUAAAAGUGCACUAAAAAUGUUAAAAAUUUGUAUUUAUCCAAAAAUGUAUGUUAAAAAAAAAAAUGUAUUACUUUAAAAAAUUUGAAUUAAAAUCCAAGUUUGAUGUCCUAAGAAUAUUUUUAAUAUUUAAAGGUCAUAAUAAUGAAAACAAUACAAUUUACAAAUAAAUAACAUAAAAAAUAUUUCAGGAUUUAUUACAGUUAAACACAUAAAGGUCAUUGAGCUUUAAUAUUUGAUAUUAACUCACUCUAUAUAUAUUAUAUAUAAUACAAAUAAUUUAAUAUGUAUAAUUUUAAAUUAAGUGCAAAACCAUACAGAAUAAAAACAAGAAGUUUUGGAAUUGAAAACAGAAAAAUGAUGAGCAGUGACAACAUUCAAACUCAACUUAUGCCAAAAGAAUGGGGUAAUUAUUUUUUAAUUAAAUUUUUAUUUAGAUAUCAAUUUUUAUCAAAUUUUUUUAAUUGUUUUUUUAUUGAUUUAUUAAGUUAAGUGGAAGCCAUCUAUAUUAAAAAAUGAUGGUAAAUUGUAUAAAAUAGAAUAUAUUGUAGAAGAAAAAGAUGAAAAAAAAAUUGAAAUUGACGAAGUCACAAAAAUAGAGGAAACAGAUGCAUCUUUCAAAAUACAAUUUUCUGUAAACCAAAAGAACAUUUUGAAUNAUGAUUUUUUAAUUAGGUGAUGAAAUUACAAAAAACAUUCUUGGUAAUAUUUCUGGUGCUCAAGAAGUAUCAGUGGAAGAUCAUAGAGAAGAAACAGCUAUUAAAAUGUAAGACAUUAUUAAUUGCUUAUGUGUACCUAAAAUCAGAUGAAUAUAAUUGCAUUAGAACCUCAAUAUUUAAACUACCAAAUGCUUUAAUAUUAAAGGGUAAAAAAAUUAAAUCAAUUUUUACAACUUUAAGUUUUAAUAAUUCAUUAAAAUAAUAGUUCCUUUUAAUACUAUUGGUAAUAACAAUUGCAAUUGUGUUUAAUUUUAAUAAGGUACAUAAAAUAUUUUAAUCAGAUGACAUUGGAUUAACAAUUAACUUAUGGGAAUAUUAAAGGAUUACUGAAAUAAACAUUCUAAAAUACAUUUUAAAUGUAAUUUAACCUAAUAAUUUUAGUCUGUGUGUUUGUGAGUGUGAAUGUUUGUGGGAACAAACCUGUGCAGUUUUUUUAAACUUGUAAAGGCAUUUGGUGCAAAAUGGAAAACAACAUUUUUUCUAGUGUGCGUAUUUAGCUGUCAUUAAUUUUUGCCAAAAUUGAUUUACAAAAAAAAUUGAAACAGUUCUUGUACAGCUUUUACAGGCAAAACUUGAAUAUUAUUAUUUUUUCUCACUUUAAAACAAAAAAUAUUAUCCUGUACAAAUUGAGCAUUUUUAUCUGAUAAAAAAAAUUUGAUUAUUGGUAAAUAUUGAAUUUAUAUGAAAUUCCCAUAUGUUAUAUUGUAUAAGUGCAUUAAAAGUGUUAAAAUAAUUUGAAUUUAUCCAAAAAUGUAUAUUUCAAAAAAUAACUUAUCACUUUAUAAAAUUUGAAUUGAAAUCCAAUUUUUAUUUUCUAGUAUACUUUCAAUACAUAAAGGUUACAAUAACAAAACCAAUAUAAUUUACGAAUUAUUAACAUUAUACAUAUUACAGAAUUUACUAUUACAGUGUCCACACUGAGGUUAUCUUGCUUAAAUAUUUGAUAUUAAUUGAAGAAAUAUUAACUCCAAAUUAGUGAUUCUCUAUCUGUGGUAGGGGUACAACUAGUGGUACUAGUAUAACUUAUAGACACUUUUUGAUAAGUUUAAACAAAUUAUAAGUUAUAAUGCAGUUUAUUAAUCCAUACAUUUUACUAAAAAUAAUAACUAUACAUGUUUAAUUUUACUUUUGUGUUUUAAAUGUUUUUAUAAUUAUCUAGAUUUAAUAAUAAAAAACUCCAUACUGUAAAAUAACCCACAAAUUUUAUUUUUAGAUAAGUAAAAAAAAAGUUAAAUAAUCGUAUAAAGUGAUUAUGUGAAAAAUGUCAAAAUGUGUUAAUAGUACUUGGUUAUGAAAAGUUUGAGAACUGCUGCUCUAAAUAUAUUAUGUAUAAUAAUUAUAAUUUAAUACAUACAUUUUUAAAUUUAGUGCAAAACCAAACAGUCUAACAAAAAAAAAAAAAAAAAAUAGAACAAAAAAUGGGUGAAGGGGUUUGACACUCAGUUUUUUAUGUGGUACUCAAAUAUUUUUCUACAGAUUCUUUUAGAACUAUCUAGUUUCUAUUAGAUUUAAUAUCCUUCAAUUAAAACACUGUUUAUAAUUUGUAUAAACUUACUGACUUGACUGUGUUUUAUUUUUAUUUUGUUUUACAAAAUAAUGGCUUAUUGUUAUAAAGUUAUCAUGGCUGCAAUUCUUCUUAUUGUAGCUAGACUGUUAGGUGCUUACAAUAUUUUCUUACUACAUGAUUUAAAUUGUAUUAAUUGAUUCUUUUGAUUUGUAGUUCAAACUUAUUGAAUUCAGGUUUUAGUUCAAUCUCAAAUAAAGACAAGAAAAAGAUUAUAAAAUUGUUAAAUUUAUGUGAGCCAACAGAUGAAAUUUUUAAUAAUUCAAAUAUUGUAUCUCCAGAAUUAGGUAAUUUACUCUUAGUUAAAAAUUGCAAUAUUUUUUCAUAAUUGAAAAAUUAAUGUUUUAGUUUAUUUUAUUUUAAAUGGUGAAUCAACUUCCCUUGAAAAGGAAACUUCAACAGCAAAUUUAUGUGAGCCAACAAAUCAAAUUGUUAAUAAUUUGAAUGUUUCAUCUCAAGAAUUAGGUAAUUUAUACUUUUUUUUCUUGAAAUGUACUGAGAAUUUCCACAAUACUAAUAAUAGUUAUUUGAGCUUUCUCUUUGUGGCCCAAAAAAGUUUAUUCUACAUCUAUUGAUUAAUACUUGAUAUUCACUAUGUAUGCACACCAGUGUUAAAUUAUAUAUCAAACUAAUCAAACCCUGAUUAUACAUCAGUAUUUAUUUAUGAAUAAAUAUAUUUUAUUUAUUCAAUUCUACCCAAUUAUAUUUUUCUUCAUAUCUAUUUGCACACUUCAUGGAUUUUAUCUUUCAUCAGAAAUAAUUUCAUCUGCAUACUUCUAGAAGCUUCAUUUAAAAAUGAUUUAGUUUUAUAAAGAGCAGCUAUUCUUUUCAACUUAUUUUCAAUAGAUUCUGGAAAAUACAAUACUAUAUUUUUUUUUAAACUCUUACAUUUUUCUUAGAAUUAUUUUUAACUUUUAUUGAGUUAAAUAUUUUUUAUGAAUUGUUGUUGUAUUAGAAUCUAGAAUGGCAACAGGUAAAAUAUAUUUUUACAUUUCAUAUUCUUUCAGUCACUACUAUCAUAAUCACCAUUACCUAUCUAUCACAUACCCAUAAUCUUGUAUCUUGUUUUUCAAUUGAUUGUUCCAUUUUUUCUACAACAAGGUAGAUAUAUUGACACUUUCUAUCCACAUAGAAUAUCAAGAUUGAAACUUAAAAUCAUCUUACAUUAAUUCAUUAGUAGGUAAACAUGGUUUAUAAUUAAGUGUCAGUUACAAGACAAUGAAAACCCAGUCUUAAGGUGUGUUAAAUUUUAUAGUAUAUGUGGUUUAUAACUUAUAGUUCGCUUUGUUAUUGGGAUAACUGGUUUAACAAAACAAUCAUACAUUUAUCAGUAUAACUUAUUAGUAUACUAUGCAAUUUGAAUUAAUAACUUAAUACAAGUAACUAGAUUAAACUUGACCUUGGUAAUAUAAAGAAGUCAUAUUACACUGAUUUAGGAACCGAUAGGGAAAUGUUUAUAUUUAGUGGCAAUUCAAAAAUUCAAUUAAUUAUGUUAUCUAGGCAACUAAUAUUUUAAAUGAUAUAUCCACAAUCCCUGAUUAGGCGAAUUUGUAACAUCCACAUGGGAUAACACCACAUUCUACAAAAACAUAUGCACAAUAGAAACUAACAAUAUAACAAUACGCGCACAAUAUAUUCUAUUUAUUUGUUUCUUUAUCUGUACACAAAUCUACAGUUUUAUUCUAUUCUUAAUGAAACUUUACAAAGUUGACAUUUACAAAUUGUUUACCUCCAAAUUUAAACACACAUAGACUGACACUUGAUUUUCUUUACUUUAAUAUAAAAAUAUGAAUUUGUUUUGUUGAUUUCUGGGAUAUUUUGGUAACAAUAAUAAUAAUAAUAAUAAUAAUAAUAAUAAAAGGCAUUUAUAUUUAUUCGCAAAAUGAUAUUUUUAUCCCAACUAACUUUUUAAAUUAAACAGUACCAAAGAGUACACAAUUUAUUUUUAAUUAAAUAAUCCUCAUUAUCAAUACCUAUUUAAAUUUCAUUAAUUUUUGUUAAAUGACUCGUUUCAGUAAAUGAACCGAAUUCAAUAAUAGAACAAAUGGACAAUGAAGGAAUAGAAGAAAAGGAAAAAAUCACUGAAGACAUUACUACUGAAACAGAUGUCAUGAUAAUAGUUGAGAAUGAUCCCAUUGAUCCUAAUAAACCACGAAAAUGGAAGCAAGAGAUUACGACGAUUUGUAAAAUCACUACAAUAACUAAUAUAAAAGAAAUACAUACCUAA
Molecule: messenger RNA, 6456 nt
Organism: Cinara cedri
Lineage: Eukaryota; Metazoa; Arthropoda; Insecta; Hemiptera; Aphididae
Source: the annotation of a GenBank genome assembly